Molecule: messenger RNA, 333 nt
Organism: Cooperia oncophora
Lineage: Eukaryota; Metazoa; Nematoda; Chromadorea; Rhabditida; Trichostrongylidae
Source: the annotation of a GenBank genome assembly
AUGCGACCACCAUAUGGUAUCAAUAACUACGUGAAUAUCUGCAAUGGAUUCGCCAACUUCUACUCGUGCCUUGGACCGCAAAACAUUCGGUAUUGCCUUGGUCUUAUCGGACUGGUGGGAAUGGGCAAAUCACCACAGGAUGCCUACUCCUAUGAGGGAUUUCUCGCUGAUUGGCGGUUCAAGUGUGGCGCCGGAUUUUUCGGUGAGUGCGUUUUGAUCAGAAUUUGGGAAUGGCUUAGACUGCAAAGGAACGCUUUACACGCAGCAGAAGCUACAUCCCAGGGCACGAUUUCUUCGAGCUCUUUUGUUGCGAUAGUGCUGGGUGGGCAGUAG